CAUCCUCUCAACACUUAACACAGAAAAAAAGUUCAGUUGCAACACCAGAAAGUACUGUUCAAAGAACAGAACUUGAGACAAAUGCUGCAGUAGUUGCUGGUCAAAGUCAUGAGACAAAAGAGAAUUGUGAAAAGUCUAAAACUCCAAACAGAAGAAAUUCAAGAGCAGAGGAUUCUGCUGCUUCACAGGAAGCUGUAGAGAAUGGGCAGCGCAAGAGAUCCUCCAGACCUGCCUCUGCGUCCGGCACGGCAAAAGAAACGAGUGCCAGUGCAAUGCAGUCAAAAAGAAGAAAAUCCAAGUAAAUUACUGCAUGGAAACAUGAGACUUGUAAAUGAGUGUGAAUUUACCAAUAGCAAUUUUGAGCUGUGAUUUUUCUUUUUUUUUUUAAAUAAAAUUCUGUACAGUAAGUCAUUUUAAUAUUAUACUGUUCCCAAGCAAUGAUUUUUUUUUUCUAAAAAACAGAUAAAUAGCUAUAAAAACUGGGUUCUUGUAAAACCCUCUGGGCUUACCGAGCGAAGCCCGGGGCUAGCACAUUAGGGUAACGUGUUUGUAUGAAAUGGAAGGGGAGGGAAGACAAUUGUAAAUUUAUUUGUUUCCACUUUUCAUAAACAAAUUAGAAUCCAGAGUUGUCAUUUUUAG
Molecule: messenger RNA, 639 nt
Organism: Acanthisitta chloris (rifleman)
Lineage: Eukaryota; Metazoa; Chordata; Aves; Passeriformes; Acanthisittidae
Product: nuclear receptor coactivator 6-like
Exons: 4
Biological process (GO): positive regulation of transcription by RNA polymerase II
Cellular component (GO): histone methyltransferase complex; transcription regulator complex; nucleus
Source: RefSeq, a predicted model, not a curated record